GGGCAAUUUUUGGAACUCAAGCUGCACUGUAAAACAUAAAAUUGUAGAAGACCCUGUUUUAAUUGGAAUAAUUAUGAAAGAGUUUAACAUCUUCUCCAUGUGGGCGCUCCUGCUGCUGCUGGAGAGCUCAUCAUCUGCUGAUGACUCAAGUGUUGUGAAUCCCUGUUGCUACUACCCAUGUCAGAACUCCGGGGUCUGUGUGCGAUUUGGCACUGAAAGCUACAAAUGUGACUGCACCCGUACAGGGUUCUACGGAGAAAACUGCUCCAUUCCGGAGUUAUGGACAAGAAUUCGUCUCAUGCUGAAGCCCAGACCUGCAGUGGUUCACUUCAUCCUCACUCAUUUCCACUGGUUCUGGGACCUCGUCAACAACUCUUUCCUGCAAGACACUGUGAUGCGACUGGUCCUGACUGUCAGAAGUGACCUGAUUCCAAGCCCUCCGACAUACAACUCAAAGUAUGGAUACCUCAGCUGGGAAUCUUACCAAAACCUCUCCUACUACACACGGAUCCUCCCUCCUGUGCCCGCUGGCUGCCCUUUGCCCAUGGGAGCUAAAGGGAAACCUGUCCUCCCUGAUACCAAAGUGUUGGUUGAGACCUUUUUCAAGAGAAAGAAAUUUAGGCCAGAUCCACAGGGAAGCAACUUGAUGUUUGCCUUCAUGGCUCAACACUUCACCCACCAGUUCUUCAAGACAAAUCAUAAAAUUCAAGGGGGCUUCACCAAGGCUUUGGGCCAUGGGGUGGAUGCAAGCAACAUCUAUGGUGAGGACCUUGCGAGGCAACAUCAACUUCGUCUUCAUGUAGAUGGGAAACUGAAAUAUCAGAUGCUAAACGGCGAGAUGUAUCCACCUCCAGUUUCUGAGGUUCCCGUCCACAUGGUGUACCCCGAAAGCUUCCCGGCCGCUCAGCGCCUGGCCAUCGGUCAGGAGGUGUUCGGCCUCCUGCCGGGCCUCACCCUGUACGCCACCAUCUGGCUGCGGGAGCACAACAGGGUCUGUGACAUCCUGAAGGCUGAACAUCCAACCUGGGAUGACGAGCAGCUUUUUCAGACCUCCAGACUCAUCAUCAUUGGUGAGAUCAUCAAAAUAAUAAUCGAAGAGUACGUGCAGCAGCUGAGCGGCUACCUGCUCAAACUGAAGUUUGACCCCUCCCUGCUCUUCGACGUGCGUUUCCAGUACAGUAAUCGGAUCUCUCUGGAGUUCUGCCACCUCUACCACUGGCACCCGCUGAUGCCGGACAGCUUUCUGAUCGACGGGGAUGAGAUUCCUUACUCCCAGUUUUUAUACAACACCUCCCUCCUCAUGCAUUAUGGCAUCGAGAAGUUGGUGGAUGCUUUCUCUAGACAGCCUGCGGGACAGAUAGGUGGGGGGCACAAUUCUCAUGAAACGUUGCUUAAAGUGGCUGAAAUAGUCAUCAGAGACUCCAGAACGGCGCGGCUUAGGCCUUUCAAUGAAUACAGGAAGAGGUUCAACUUGAAGCCGUACUCAUCUUUUGAUGAAUUCACUGAUGAUGCUGAAAUGGCCCGAGGUUUAGAGGAACUCUAUGGGGACAUAGACGCUCUGGAGUUUUACCCUGGUAUCCUGCUGGAGAAGACCCGUCCCAACAGCAUAUUCGGUGAGAGCAUGGUGGAGAUGGGCGCUCCCUUCUCCCUGAAAGGCCUGCUGGGAAACCCCAUCUGUUCCCCUGAAUACUGGAAACCCAGCACCUUCGGAGGGGAGACGGGCUUCGGCAUGGUGAAGUCGGCCACUUUGAGGAAGCUGGUGUGUCUCAACACCAAGUGGUGUCCAUAUGUGGACUUCCAUGUCCCACGGGACGAACAGGAGGCAAAACCGAGGAAACCACCCACUGAACUUUGAUGAAGACUCACCUGACACUCUUUAUUAGUUAAAAUCAGUGACAUGCUCUCUGAGCACAGAGGAUGAUUUUGAUAUUUCGGAGUUACUUUUUCAAGUUUGCAUACAGUUAGAAAUGGUAUAUUUAUGCUGGACUACCUCCUAAAAACAGGGCUGACAAAUACGUUUUUCCAGCUUGGGCAUCAUAGUUUCAAGGAUUGGAUGAAAGUUCUCCCAUCAAUACAGAAGCUUCUAUAAAUAUUGUUUCAUCAACAUUUGAGUAUUGAUGUGACUACAUUUGUGAUUUUUGUGAGUUUUCUGUGUAAUUACCCAUUCAAAUAUGCAAAUUCA
This is a messenger RNA of Menidia menidia (Atlantic silverside), 2182 nucleotides long. The record is from the annotation of a GenBank genome assembly. NCBI's taxonomy places the organism in Eukaryota, Metazoa, Chordata, Actinopteri, Atheriniformes, Atherinopsidae.